AUGGCCGACUUCGUAAAGGGGCUCUUUGGCGGUCAGCAGAAGGUCGCCCAGCCGCACUCGGGCGGCGACGAUGACUUCGCCGACUAUGCAGGCGCACCAGACCCCUCGCCUGCCCUGUCCUCCUUCGCUACCACGGGCGCUGCAUCUGCAGCACCCACCUCAACCGUCGGCCAGGUCCCGUAUACGGCGUGGUACCGCGUGUGGGAGCGCACUUCUAUCGACGACUUCAAGCUAGAGCUCUACGUCCUGCCCUUCAUCCUUGUCGUCGUCGCCGUACAUCUCUGGGGUACGCGCCGCAACCGGAACAAGGCGAACCACUGGAUCAAGUCGCAUGCGCCAGUCUUGCAGCAGGAGUUCGCACAGGUUGGAUAUGUGCGCCCUCAAGCUGGCGUUGACGAUGUGAGCGCCACGGGACUCGCACAAGCGACUGAGAAGGCUAAGCAGGAUGCCAUCAACCCGGCGAAUUUCCUCCGCGAGAAGAAGCCCGAUGAGUUCGCGUCGUACGCUACUGGGCGCGCGAACGUGGCCUUUGUCGACUUCAAGUUGACCCUGGUGAAGCGAUUUAAUCCUCUGAUGCGCUUUGGCGAGCUCAUCAUCUCUCUGUUCUUCGAGAGCAUGCCCGUCCUGGUCGAGCGUAUGGAAGCAACCGCGUACGUCUUUGACGGCCAGGAAGCAAAGAUCGCUCCAGCCAUCGCGAGAGGUGCCGGAGAGAAAGUCUCCAACAGCACUUUCGAUGGCUUCGUAUUCGCUGUGGUGCACAAGGACCUCAUGAAACGUCUCCGCGAGGACCGUUACGACCUCUCCCUGACCGCCAGCAAAGAUCACGCGAAGCUCCCCCUUUGGGUCACUGUUAUGAGCGAGAGCGCUGAGGUUACCGACACUGUUCUUACUCCCGAGCUCAUCAAGGCUAUCAAUGACGCUGGAGACGACUUCGAGGCUCUGGUCAUUACCGACCAGCCCAUGGACCAGCCCAGGAAACUUGACGACACCGUCCCGCGCAAACGUAUCAACCUCUCCAUGAAGCUCAAAUCCGCCGGCACCCCCUACGAUUCUACCCUCCCGCUCUUCACCUACUUCCUGCGCCUCCCUGACUUCCUCGUCUCGAAAGCGCACUUCCGCCCCGAAGCCCUGCGCCGUAUCAAAGCCACGCGCGAGGAGCAGAUCUCCAAGAUCCGUAAGCUCGAUGACGAUGAGAAGGCUGAGGAGCGCAAGCUGGCGUCCGACAAGCUGAAGAAGGAGCAGCGCGAUGCGAAGCUCGGCCGCAUGACGGCGGACGAGCAGAGGAAGUAUCUGGAUAAGGAGAGGGAGAGGGAUGCGAAGAAGAGGACGAAGAAGCAGACUGUCAAGGGGUAG
Didymosphaeria variabile is the source of this 1353-nucleotide messenger RNA. RefSeq lists its product as uncharacterized. Gene Ontology annotation, molecular function: calcium ion binding. Gene Ontology annotation, biological process: endoplasmic reticulum calcium ion homeostasis. The transcript is spliced from 3 exons. The record is from RefSeq and is a predicted model, not a curated record. Lineage: Eukaryota; Fungi; Ascomycota; Dothideomycetes; Pleosporales; Didymosphaeriaceae. Gene Ontology annotation, cellular component: endoplasmic reticulum. Bases 1 to 1353 code for a protein of 450 amino acids.